Molecule: messenger RNA, 426 nt
Organism: Didymodactylos carnosus
Lineage: Eukaryota; Metazoa; Rotifera; Eurotatoria; Philodinida; Philodinidae
Source: the annotation of a GenBank genome assembly
AUGAAGAUCGACCCUCUGUACCGUCCUCAUUACAAAAGCGUCUUCGAUGGACUCUGCGGUAAGUUGGGGAAGGCUAUGGGAUUUGGUGUCACGGCCCUCCAGAACUCCGUUACAGAUACUAACGAUGUGAGGAAAAUUGCUCAGCAUUUGAUGGAAAUAAUGGAGAAACAAUUUCAUCAGCUAACAAAACAAUUAAAAAAAGAAAUGGAACAAACAAAACAAAAAAACGAACAUCGGCAACUAACCGUGGAUGAUCAUAGCUCAGAAUCAGACGCGUACGAAGUCGAUGAAUCUUCUAAAAUGCAAUUACCGGUAAAUGAUAUUACUCUUGGUGCUGGUGAUACUCAAGCUUCAAGACAAAGUAACAGCACAUCAAAUGCACCAACACAUAGUGAAGAUAUUUUCACAAAUAUGCAACAGUCUUAG